AUGUCAGACUCUUUCCAAACAUCGAUUUCUGACCUCACAGGCAUCAACGUGCCGUCGAACAAUUCGUGCGAGUGGAUUUUCCAAGGCGAUACAAUUUCCUUGAACCAAUACUCUGGUGACAUCGCCGAAGACCUUGCUUCAGACUUGGUCGAUGAACUCUCUACCAGUUGCAACUUUGCGGCAGCGAAGAGCGACAAACACAACAAAUUUGUGAAUACGUCGGCACGGUAUUCUUUUGACCAUCAUCUACCCGACAGUACUUGUGUUGUUAGCUCGUAUGCAGAUGCGGAAACCUUCAUGAGACCGCACUAUAUCGACCCAUCCUCCGAAUCGAUGUCACAGUCCUCGAUCUUUAUCCCGACUCCAACUACCUCCGUUGAUUAUAAUGGGGAUAGCAACAUCCUCACAAGCCAAAACGACUCGGUCGGGUUGCAGCACCAAUUUGCACAUUCGAUUUUCCCCACCAAUACCAAUGGCUCUACACCUCUCGACACUUGGGUGGAAACCCCCGAACGUCAUGAGCAGAUCGGCCUCAACAUGUCAGAUCCUACAACUCAUCCGGCCAUACAAAAGAAAGGCAAGAAAAUAGCUGGCGAGUAG
Molecule: messenger RNA, 600 nt
Organism: Botrytis deweyae
Lineage: Eukaryota; Fungi; Ascomycota; Leotiomycetes; Helotiales; Sclerotiniaceae
Exons: 1
Coding region: 1-600 (199 amino acids)
Source: RefSeq, a predicted model, not a curated record